GGGGAGGGGAGUCACAAGGCCGGCCCCCCGCCUGCCGCGCAUUCCCGAUCCGCCUCGCCUCGGUCAGCACCCUCUGACAGCCUCAGGGGUCCGGACCUUGCCGGGGUUAUAUAGCAGAGAGGCCCACGCGUGUCGCCCAUUUCCCGCCGCCGAGGAAAACGGUGUUUUUGAGCGGCCGUGCCCGUGAAGAUCUCAGCGCGAUGCCCGGCUCGGACCUCGGCAAGGCCGUGUGCAUCAUCACCGGCGCCUCCAAGGGCUUCGGCCGCAGCCUGGCCCUGCAGCUCGGCGGCCUGCUGCAGGCGGGCUCGGUGCUGGUGCUGGCGGCCCGCUCCGGGGACCGGCUGCUGGAGCUGAGCGGGGAGCUGAGCGGGGAGCUGGCCGGCGUGGAGGUGCGCUGCGUGACGGCCGACCUGGCCCGCAGGGAGGGGAUAGAGGAGACGGUGCGGGUCGCCAGGGAGGCGGCGCCGAAGGACAUCGACCACCUGCUGCUCAUCAACAACGCAGGCUCCCUCGGUGACAUCAGCCGCAAUGCGGUUAGCUUCACGGACCCCAGCGAGGUGGACGCCUACCUGUCGAUGAACGUGAGCUCGGCGCUCAGCCUGACGGCGAGCGUGCUGGGGGCGUUCCCGCGGCGACCAGGGCUUCGGCGCAGCGUGGUCAACAUCAGCUCACUGUGCGCCCUGCAGCCCUACCGCUCCUGGGUGCUGUACUGCACCGGCAAGGCAGCCAGACACAUGAUGUUCAGGGUGCUGGCUGAGGAGGAGCCUGAUGUCAGAGUGCUGAACUACGCACCCGGCCCUCUGGACACGGACAUGCAGACGCAGGCUCGCAGCCUCACUGGGGACGCGCAGGUCCGACAGUCCUUUUCCGACAUGCACAGCAAGGGGGGGCUGUUGUCCUGUUCCCAGUCCGGUGCCAAGCUGGCGCAGCUGCUGCUCGAGGACCAGUACCAGUCUGGGGCACAAAUCGACUAUUACGACAUCUAGACCCCCCCGCCACAGCACACAGCUACGCCAGCUGGACCAUCGUACUGUCCUGUAUUUAGACUGGAGCCACACUACACUACUGACCUGUAACCUGCCAGUGCACUGACCUGUAAGUGGACCACCCCACUGACCUGCAGCUGGACCACAGCCACCCCACUGACCUGCAGCUGGACCACAGCCACCCCACUGACCUGCAGCUGGACCACAGCCACCCCACUGACCUGUAACUGGACCACCCCACUGACCUGUAACUGGACCACAGCCACCCCACUGACCUGUAACUGGACCACAGCCACCCCACUGACCUGUAACUGGACCACAGCAACUCUACUGAAACAGUGAUACAGCUGACUCGCUGCUGGACAGAACACUGAAUACGUCUGGUCGUCAUUCCAGUUUGAAGAAGUACAGAUCACAUUCCUCAACUGUCUGUUUGUGCAAACCUGGACUCUCGGAGCCUGUGAGCGCAGAGCAGUGAAGUGGGCUCCUGUCUCUCCUGUCUCGUCUCCCACCCUGUGUCCUGCGCCUUAUUUUCCCGCUUCUGUAACCCCUCUGCAGUGACCUGGUUGAUUUUGGUUGUGUGCUGUGCUUUUUCCUGAGUGGAGAGAAGCUCAGUGAGUGGACUUCUUAUCGGCCGGACAGGACGGCUUCAGAAGCACACGUUCACGAGAGAAGAGACCAAUCUUUCAUGCUUUACUGAGGCCUCUGUAUUACAGCUGAUGGCUCUGACUGUGCCUCUCUGUGGGGUGCUGGGUGUAGGGUGCCCUAGGAGAGAGAAGGCACCCCCAAAGAUACUGCGAUUCUGUCCAAAGGAAUUGUUCACAGCAAUGAGAUGCGCAGUGUGCACACCUUCUACUGUUUAAUGAUUUCUUAUGCUCUGGGCCCUGCCAGUGUUUCAGCACUCCAGCACAACCAGCGUACAGUGAGGGAUGCCGCAGAGAGCUGUGUCCCUCUUGUCCUCGUGUGUCAGGUGGUGGCUGGGCUGUGGCGCCCCCUUGUGGGGUGGGACAGGGCAGGGGGAGGGGCUCUGGUCCCAGUCUGCGUUCAGAAGUUUGUGCAGUGCCUUAAGAACGUGUGUUCUGUUAUUGUUGAUGAUAUUGUUAUUCAUGUAUCAGUGAUGUCUGAAAAUCUGGGCACAGUACCCUUGUCUCAGUUGUGAGUGUUCUGGUGUACGGGAGAGUAUUUUGUCAUAAAUAAAAUCCAUUGAAGAAGU
Molecule: messenger RNA, 2199 nt
Organism: Lepisosteus oculatus (spotted gar)
Lineage: Eukaryota; Metazoa; Chordata; Actinopteri; Semionotiformes; Lepisosteidae
Product: sepiapterin reductase
Biological process (GO): tetrahydrobiopterin biosynthetic process
Molecular function (GO): sepiapterin reductase (NADP+) activity
Source: RefSeq, a predicted model, not a curated record